CUGUUUCUUUGUUUAUAAAAGGAAAAUCAAAAUAUUUUUUCUUGAAAGCUUUCGCCCCCCUUCUAAAAAUACUUCUACAAUCAAUUUGAAGCAUCCAGACAUUGAGGAUAAUUCUCCUUUCACUUUCAGUCUUUCAGCAUAGUCGUAGAAUCAAGGGUAGGCUGUAAGCUUUCCUUUUGCUGAAUAUUGGUAAAGAAUCCGAAAGGCGGAGGAAUAUGACGAGCAUUAAUUCUCCUGCUUUGAGGCGCUAAGCUAAUUCGGGUUUGUUUAGGGUCAGCAUCUUCGAUCAUCUUCCAUCUUCAUACAAUCGCUAUGAAUUGCAUCGAUUUUCGACUCAAAGAUUUGGACGUGGAACACUUUGAGAUACGAGAGGUUCUGCAAUGUAUUUUGCACACAAUUUUUUUCCACAGAGCAUUAGGUCUGGUUCGACCAAAGGACAUUGAUUCGGAACUCUUUGACAUUACAUAUGUCCAAUGUGGUGAUGUUGAGGUUGAGAAAAAAAUAGAUGAAAAGAUUAAUCACUUCAUCGAAAAGGUGGAGAAGUACCCCAACAAGAAAAAUGAGAUUUGUUUAUCAUUCUAUGAAGUGAAGAACAAGCAGGCAACAUGGUUUACAAACAAAGUUGAACGCCUAUACUGGGAACAGUGGUACAUCAAUCUGAAUGUAGCUCAGCACCACCCAAAAGCACAUUUUAACAAAUCUCUUUCCUCCAAAGCGGUAGUUGAUCCUGGAGAAAUCGCAUGUGAUGAGAGGAAUGCUCGGAGGGCGGCACUGGAGUUGUCUCUCCGUGAAGUUAUGUUUCAGAUUAUCAAAUUUGUAAAUGAAAAAAAGGACCAUGUACCCUCGGUACCAAAUCUUGAGGGUGUCUCAUUUCCCUAUGAGAUCACUAUCUCAAGUUCAUCAGAUUCUGCAUUUGGGAUGGAAAUGUUCAAGAGGAUGCUCCAGACUGGGCAUCCCAGCAUUCUUAGUUGAGAUAAGAAGAAAUGCCCCUUUUGCACUUUAUCAUGGAAGGCUUCAAGCUUACAAUACUUGUAGAAGGUUUUACUGGGGUGAUUAAAAAGUGUGGUAGUAAGAGAACCAAAUAUGUGUACAUAUAGCAGCAUGAUGUAUCUUACCAAUGGAUGUCUUCUUCGUGUUCUGUUUUUACCUGUCUCCUAUAUUUGUGUGCAUCUGAUUCCACUGGAUGCUAAGGAAGCAUACGCAUGAUAUAUCAUAAAAGAAACCUUUUGAUGUUUUUGGAGAACCCAGUAUCUCAAACUAAGAACCCCUUUGGCAUGGAUUACUUGGAUGAAAUGAGCUGGUGUUGAUUUUUGUAGUAAAGAAACAUUUUGGUAAAAACUAUUACAACCAAAUAAGUGGAUGUUUGGAUGGUUGCUUCU
This is a messenger RNA of Cuscuta europaea, 1379 nucleotides long. The record is from the annotation of a GenBank genome assembly. Lineage: Eukaryota; Viridiplantae; Streptophyta; Magnoliopsida; Solanales; Convolvulaceae.